GGGGCCUAGCUCGGGGAGUGGGGAGCUGACGACUGGGACUGGUGCUGGGAUGGGCAAUGGGCGGGAACAGUGAGACCUGAGAGACGACAGUACAAGUUGGAGGCUGAGCAGAGAGGGAGGGUUUGGAGGGGAGUGCCAGCAUCCUACGAUGAGGGGACGUACGAGAGGAUGAAGAAGCACAGAUCCAAGCAGACCCCGAAGGCGAAGCCUGUGGCCAGCCCAGGGGCGGCUGUCCUCCUGAAGGUGAACAGGAAGCUGUGCCGAUGCCGAACGUUGUGGAAGCCCCCGGGCCCGACUGCCACCGGAACAUCGAUGACGCAGAGCGACCAUAAAGCAGUGGAGACGCCCAAUCCCAGAGUGGAACAGAGGUUGCUGAUGUCGGAGGUCAGUUCAAGCGGGGACGAUGACGCUGGGCCGGGGUUAGUGCGUCGGAGCUGGAAGGAACCUACCAGCAGUGAGGAAAGGGAAGUGGAAAGGGGAGCGCCCAUGGGCGAUGGGGGGGCCGGUCAGCCCCAGUACCCUAUGCUUCGCCCAGCACGGAUCCGAUCCUUCAUCCAGACCCGCCCUUCCUUCAGGAGGCACAGCUGGGAGCCAGGACGCGUCCUAAAGCUGGAGACCGAGGUCGAGGAGGAGCACAGUGUCAGUCUGGAGGACCUGGAGGGUGGGUCAGCGGAUGGCCCUCGGCUGCUGGCGUGGGUAAGGCACCGGAGUCAUGAUCCCCGUCGGCUCGGCAUCACCAUCAGCACUGGCGAACUGGACACGUGGCUGGCGAUGACCGAGGAGGAGCCCGAGGAGGAGGUAAGGGCGAGGGUGGGGAGGGGGUGA
Messenger RNA from Hypanus sabinus (Atlantic stingray), 825 nucleotides. RefSeq lists its product as uncharacterized. Bases 169 to 825 code for a protein of 218 amino acids. NCBI's taxonomy places the organism in Eukaryota, Metazoa, Chordata, Chondrichthyes, Myliobatiformes, Dasyatidae. The transcript has 5 exons. The record is from RefSeq and is a predicted model, not a curated record.